GCUUCGUCAACGAUGCAUUUAAGUAAUAUGUUUCUGCUUGAGCUAACGGUGUUGUUUCUCGUGGUUACGGCACAAGGAAUAGCUGGAUGUCCUGGCAACCAGAUCCAAGUAGAGUGUGGUAGUGGAUGCCCAUUACCCACGUGUGAAAGACCUAUCCCUCCUACAUUUUGUAUACCAAUGUGUCGUACUUGUAUUUGUCCCACCAAUACAGUAUGGGAUGGGAGUUAUUGCAUACCUUAUCACCAUUGUCCUUUUCCUGGUACAACACCAGCACCGCCAGUUUGUCCUGGCAACCAGAUCCGUGUAGAGUGUGGUAGUGGAUGCCCAUUACCCACAUGUGAAAUACCCAACCCACCAUCUACAGUGUGUCCAGAGUUUUGUCGUACUUGUAUUUGUCCCACCAAUACAGUAUUGAAUGGAGAUUAUUGCAUACCAUAUAGCGAGUGUCCUUCUACUGCUACAACACAACCAGCACCAGUUGGUUAGAAGAUGACAUUUAGACAAUGGAUACUUAAGAGAACAACGUACAAACUUCCCUUUUUUUAUAUUUGGUGGUUGCUUGGUGUAAAUAAAAAAUUGCUUUAUA
Messenger RNA from Ciona intestinalis (vase tunicate), 586 nucleotides. NCBI's taxonomy places the organism in Eukaryota, Metazoa, Chordata, Ascidiacea, Phlebobranchia, Cionidae. The record is from RefSeq and is a predicted model, not a curated record.